AUGUCUAGCCUCUCAGACGAUCUCAUUGCGUUUACGGACUCAGAAAAUGUGCGUGCAAACUCUCCGAAAACAAGUGUUCUUGAAGAAUUUGAUCCCCUUUUUGAUUUGAAGAAGAAGGAUAAUGCAUUUUCCAAAACCCUACGCCAGCCUCUCAGACGAACCCUACAGCACAAUCAGUCUCUAGAAACAAAUCAGUCUGUGGAUCAGUGCUAUCAAACUUGUAACAACAGACUUGGUGGCAUAUUUGAUAAAGAUGCUAUUUGGGGCGAGCUGGAAGAGUAUGCCUUAUCUGACAAAUUAAGCAAAAAGAGUUCACUUUCACAUUCGUCUGCCCUGCCCAACCUGACAACUGUUCGAUCAACUUCGAAUCCUGAAGUGAAACCACAGCAAAAACCUCAGAAUUUUUCUCCUCUUCAAGCAAAUAUUACCAUUGAUACGAGUCUUCUGAAUUUCGCCAAAGCUGUUGAAAACUGCACACCAUGGCUGCCUGGAACGAAGAAUACUUUUCCCACUCCCUUUUCCGUGGGCUUGGAGAGUCUGCCAGCACCUCAACCUCCGGUCUCUCUCAAUGCCUACAUCUUUGAUGCCAUCUAUGGAAGCGCAUCAAGCUACUGCCUUCGAUAUAAUAUCAAGGAUUCACUACACGAUGAUUGGCACAUAAAUCCUGGCCUUCUAGUCAUCGUUGAUCGAAUGCCACAGACUGCUUUCGUUGCCGUGCCCGGACCAGAUGGAUUGGAUAAUAUCGAUCUCAAAAUCUACAUUCCAAUGCCCGCCUACUUCUGCAAUCGCUACAUCGACACCGUGCGCAAUUGGUUGAAGGAGAGGAUCCAAACCAUCUGUGAACCCACAAAGGUUGUCUCCACACUGGUAAAAGAAUGUCUUGAGCGAGCCUACGGUACUGAAAAACCCCUCAAAUCCUCUGAGUACUGUCUUCGGAUAUGUGGACGCACCGAUCUUCUGCAUCCUCAUGCCCGACUUUGUGAUCAUGAGUAUAUUCGGGACUGCUGUCGAACGGGGUCAACCGCACGUUUAGUUUUGGAGGCCUUCAGUGCACAGGAGUACUUUCUUCCUUCGGUUGAAGACAAGACUCGAAAACUGAAUCUUCACACGGCCUACGCUAGUGACACACGUAUUCCUGACAAAGCAAUGAUCGAAAAUUCGGUGAUGAAAAUAAGCGGUCACAUUGAGAACCUCCGGAAACAGGUUUCUAACCUUUCUUUCAGUACUAUCAAUGCCACAGGCCACACUUGUGAGAUGAUCCGAAAGGCAGUGGUGGAUCAUAUUUCGGGGAUAUGUCAUGGCACAGCAAUCAACACCCUGCCUGAGGCUAUGGCGGCCGUACAAAACAGUCUCUACAACCUCAUGUUGAGCAGAAAACCUCGGAAACAGCAAAUUUUACACCAGCAGCCCUUGUCGCCAAGGCACAGCACGGGGGACAAUUGGGAGGAGGUGGUAAUGGAGAAGUUGACCAUUUUGGAGAUGCAGGUGAUUAGGCAGACGAUAGCCUUCUUAAAGUGGAAACAGGCCUGGUAUCCGGAAUUGCGGCUGGCCACCGUUCUUCCCGCUCCACCAGUAUUGGGAAAUGAGAUGGAAUGCGAACGACUUCUGGGCUGUCAGAUGUCGAUGCAAAGGGAGUGCCAUCGCAUGUCUAAGUGUGACAUGCCCUUUGUCAUGCGUAUUGGCAGUGUGAUCGAUCCCGCUGAUCAUUCAGAUCCCUGGAACCUCUCUGAGCGUUUGGGUGCCGGUAGCUGUGUUCGUGUUCACGUGAUUCUGACCUACGCCGGACGACCAUUAUCCACUAUUUAUACAUCACCUCUAAAUCCGGCUUAUCCGAGGGGCUCUAAGGGCUGUGUGGAUUAUGCCUGCACCACACCAGUACUCCGCGACUUCCACUACUCCCGUAAGGCCGAUUUUAACUCGGGUGGAAAGAUCGACGAAUGGAUUCGUUUCUUGGACUUCCCUUUUCGACGCCUGCCAAGGGAAACGCUACUUAAUGUCAGUCUCAUUGCCUUGAAGAAGCAAACUGAAGACCCUUCUAUACUGAGCAACGGAACCCUUCUUGGCUGGGUGAAUGUUCCUAUAUUCGACGCCAAUGGACGUCUGCGACAAGAGGUCGUUCUUGCCGGCCUUUGGCCUCCAGUGGCGGAGGGCCUCUCCCCGGAGUUUCGGUCCACCUUUGCAGAGCCCAAUCGAAGCCGUACCGCUGUUGUUAUUGAACUAGAAUUCCCCAUCUAUGCAUCGGACUUUUUCUUCCCCAAGCCACCGAUUGCCGAUGAUCUUGAUACUGGUCAAGCAGGCAUAUUCGAUGUGGAAAAACGCCAUUACAUUGAGUUGGCCAGUCAAAUUCUCUACACACCAGCCUCACUGCUUCCACCGGCUGGACGUCGACUGACAGAUGCGAUUGGAGAGCCCAAGUUCACCACCUUCUUGGCGGAUUUGAGUCAACAUCAAUUGUUUAUAGACCAACUUUGGCAACACCGUUAUCGGCUUGUCGCUUCAUCGGAACUCCUAACAACUCUCCUUGUUGCAGCUCCUGUCUGUUGGCCGGAGGCCUGUCGACGUGCCUCCCAACCAACCAAAAAAAGUGCUCACGACAAAAUUUUGUGGAUGUUCUUGCUCUCUCAGCUCUAUAGCCUGAUACAACUCUCAACCCCGCUUUCACCAGCAGCUGCACUGCGUCUUCUCCUGCCUGAUGUUGCCGACCAAUUUUUCCGGCAUUGGGCAGUUAGUUGUAUAUCCCAAUUUCCUCCAGACGGUCUCAUCUGUUACCUUCCUUGUCUUCUGGAGGCGGUUAACUAUGACCUCUACUUAGACUGGUCGGGUCUGGUCAGCCUCCUUCUUCAUCGUUCAACGGUGUCUCUGCGGUUCUGCAAUGCACUCUACUGGAGCAUCGAGAGUAUGCUUAUGAGCCCCAAGUGGUACAGUCAACGUCGAUUACUUCUGCUGAGGACGGCUAUCGUGUGGUUGCAUGGCAGUCGUCUAGAGGCCACAUGGAGUCUGCAAGCAGAUGUGUUGGCCCGUAUACGUCAAACCGCUGAAGCUGUAAAAGUGGCAAAGGACAAAACGAAGUAUCGGACAUUGCAAGAGGGCCUGGAGUCCAUACAAAACUUUCUCGACUCCCGAUUCAAGCCGAAGGAAUUGGAGGAGGGUGCAUCAUCACCACCAAGUGUUUGGUUGCGUUCGCCACCAAAUGUGCCCGAUCUCCCAACUCCGGAUGCUUUUCGACUGCCCUAUGAUUUUGGUUUCGCUUGUCGAAGUUUUAAGACAGGGGCAUGCUCAUACAUCACCUCUUUCACGUGCCCAAUUCGCCUCACCCUAAGCGGUAUCGAUGGAGAAAUGCGUAAAUGUAUCUUCAAGGUCGGUGAUGAUCUCCAGAUGGAUCUGCUGAUUUGCCAAUUGAUUCACGUAGCGGAUAGAAUUUGGAUGAACGGAGGAAUGGAUCUGUGCAUCCCACACUUUACUGUAAUGCCCACGGAGCCGAAGCGCGGACUCAUUGAACCUGUGCCAGACUCCGAGACACUCAGACUAAUUAAUCAAAGCAGUGCUUCAAAUCCGCGUUGCAAACGCGACCAAGGGUUGUUGAUGUGGCUUCACGAAAACAAUUCUAACGAUAAGGAUCGUCAAAAGGCAGUGCACAACUUUUGCCAUUCCACAGUUGCCGGCUCUGUGUUAACCUUCGUACUGGGUCUGGGAGAUCGCCACAACGACAACAUUAUGAUGCGCGAAAAUGGUCAAAGCUUCCACAUCGACUUUGCCAAAGUCUUCGGCAACUUUCAAAAGAUCCUCAGUUUCAAUCGUGAUCGAUCGCCCUUCAUUCUCACGCCGGAUAUGGUGGAGGUGGUAAAAUCUGCUGAACCGCCGUCUUCAUCAUCGCGCGAAAAGGAAGACUUGCCAAAGGAACUGGUUGAUAUUCCCUCCUUUGUGCGACACUGUUGUCAGGCCUAUAACCUCCUUCGCAAAUACACCUUCUCAAUCAUGGGUAUCAUGGAGAUGCCUUGCGCCGCUGAGCACAACAUCAGUGAUGCAUCGGUGUCCCUUACAAUGCAUCCACAGGCUUGGCAGAUGCAACUGCCCGGACUGGAACGUGGGCAAAUUGGACACGUCUAUGGAAAUCUUCGUCGAUCCAUUAGUGAUGCCGAAGCGGAGACCUUUUUCAAAGAGCUAAUUCAGCGGAGUAUCCAAUCCUACACGGCUCAGCUCAACAACAUGAUCCAUGAUAAGGUACAAAGGAGCAAGAAACAACCAAGCACUCCAGAGCCUUCGGAGAGUCGUUACGUAGGCUACGUAGCCCAGGGCGUGUACUUGCAUCUGCAAUCAAACAAAUUCUCACCAACAAGCAAUACGCAACCUGAAAUGGGGCUGGCCAAGAUAUCGGUCACGGAUACUGCAUUAACACGAAAUGGAUGGUAUUCCAGGCCUGCAUUCAAAUUUGAAAUUCAGCCAGAGAACAAAAAUCCUACCGGUGCUGGCGAUGACAGCCUUCGUAAUGGUUUUUGCAUAGUUAGGGACGCACAGGAGUUAAAACGCCUUGCUUGGCGCCUCCUUGACUCCAAUCACAAAAGUCAACCAGCAUUGAACCUGCUAAAUCGACUGUCCGAGUUGGAUGAUCAGAUGGUGAAUUGUGCCCAACCAUCACCGCCAUCUGCAGUGCUUCUAAAUUCACUGACGAUGGCACUGGUGGAGUUAAUCCAAUUCCAUGCCCUCGAUCCCAGUAUGAUGAACUUUUGGAAACCAACAGAAGCGGAUCUGCGACCUGACCUACCUCAAAAAUCGUCUUCAGUCACAUCAAAUCCAAGUUUCAGUAGCCGCUCCUCUCCUCCUCAGCCACAAAGCAACAGAAAUAGCACCGAAACUGACAAAACUCCUCCUCCCGAUUACACAGCUGUUCAGCUGACUCUGGAGCUUAGCACAUCCUGCGACCAACUUGAUGUGUACGUUGAACAGGGUCACGAAUGGUGGCUACCGGGCGACAACCUGACCAUGAAUGCCAUGAUUGACAUCAGAGGCAUUCCUAAUUCUAUUCGAGUGUUUCCACGUCAGUGCUACUGCAUGCUCCCGUCGAAUAGUCCCAAAUUCAACGAGAAAUUCACCAUCGAGCUCCAGCCCAAUGCGUACAAAGAUGUCAUCCUGAUUUUCACAGCCCGACAGAUGGACACCUCGGGAUUAAAACAUUUGAUCGGGGAGGCGGUAGUCCCUCUCAGUUCCCUGGCACAACUGCAACCCUCCUCGUCCACCUCAGUCAAGACAACACAGUGGUAUGAACUCUCUCGGCGCAAAUUUGAACGAGUUUGA
This is a messenger RNA of Echinococcus granulosus, 5292 nucleotides long. RefSeq names its product Phosphatidylinositol-4-phosphate 3-kinase C2 domain-containing subunit alpha. NCBI's taxonomy places the organism in Eukaryota, Metazoa, Platyhelminthes, Cestoda, Cyclophyllidea, Taeniidae. Gene Ontology annotation, molecular function: 1-phosphatidylinositol-4-phosphate 3-kinase activity; 1-phosphatidylinositol-3-kinase activity. The transcript is spliced from 33 exons. Gene Ontology annotation, biological process: phosphatidylinositol 3-kinase/protein kinase B signal transduction; phosphatidylinositol-mediated signaling; cell migration. The coding region runs from base 1 to 5292 and encodes 1763 amino acids. The record is from RefSeq and is a predicted model, not a curated record. Gene Ontology annotation, cellular component: plasma membrane; phosphatidylinositol 3-kinase complex; cytoplasm.